This is a messenger RNA of Fonsecaea multimorphosa CBS 102226, 1551 nucleotides long. RefSeq lists its product as uncharacterized. The record is from RefSeq and is a predicted model, not a curated record. Gene Ontology annotation, biological process: carbohydrate transport; transmembrane transport. Gene Ontology annotation, molecular function: carbohydrate:proton symporter activity. The transcript is spliced from 5 exons. Gene Ontology annotation, cellular component: membrane. Bases 1 to 1551 code for a protein of 516 amino acids. Lineage: Eukaryota; Fungi; Ascomycota; Eurotiomycetes; Chaetothyriales; Herpotrichiellaceae.
AUGUGGUUCAGCUUCAAAAGCCGGCGCGUCUACCUUCUCGCGACUGUGGCAUAUAUGGGAUCAUUCUUGUUCGGCUACGAUGUCGGAGUCAUGGGCAGCGUGCUGGCCUUCGACAGCUUCAAGGAAGACUUCGGCCUUCCCACGAACUCUUCAGGCUUCGCAAGCGCAAAGGCUGCAGAGAUCAGUUCGAACGUCGUCUCUCUGCUGAUCGCGGGGUGCUUCUUUGGAGCCCUUGCGGCUGCCUUUCUGAAUGAGAAGUUCGGAAGGCGCUUCUCCCUCAUGGGCUUUGCUGUUGUUUUUCUCCUCGGCGCAGCUCUGCAGACAGGCUCACCGCGCCAGCUGAGUUACAUAUAUGCGGGUAGGGUGAUUGCGGGACUCGGCGUUGGAAGCAUGAGCUCUAUCACUCCUGUCUUCGUGGCAGAGAACUCACCGGCCCGAGUCAGAGGGCGCAUCACCGGCCUGUUCCAGGAGUUUUUGGUGCUCGGCACGACAUUGUCAUAUUGGUUGGACUAUGGAGUCGCCAAAAACAUUCCAAAGUCUUCCAAACAGUGGCGAAUUCCAUUGGGAGUGCAGUUGAUUCCUGGAGGGAUCCUCCUGGUGGGAAUGCUCUUCCUCAGAGAAUCUCCACGAUGGCUAGCCAAACAAGGCCGAGAUCAGGAGGCAGUCGCUGCGCUUGCCCACAUUCGAUGCGACUCUCCUGAUGACGUGGAGGUGAUGAGCGAGUUUGCGGAGAUCAAGGCAUCCAUUGCUGAGGAGGAAGAGUUGAGCGAAGGGGUGACAUGGAAAGAAUGCCUGCAACCGAACAUGCGCAAGCGGUUCAUGAUCAUCUUCUUCCUCAUGCUCUGUCAGCAGUUCACUGGGACAAAUUCCAUCGGAUAUUUUGCGCCACAGAUCUUCCAGACGGUGGGAUUGUCCGGCACAGACUCUUCGCUGUUUGCCACAGGUGUGUACGGUGUUGUCAAAGUCUUCGCGACGGGACUAUUUCUGUGGUGGAUCACCGACAGGAUCGGCAGAAAGUGGCCUCUCGUAGUUGGAGGAAUUUGGAUGGCGACCAUGAUGUUCAUCCUCGGGGCGAUACUGGCGACUCAUCCGCCGAAUCAAGCUCAUGGCGUUUCACAUGCGUCCAUUGCCAUGGUGGUGAUGAUCUACCUUUAUGUGAUAGGAUAUUCUUUAUCCUGGGGACCAGGUCCAUGGAUCUAUGUGGGAGAAAUAUUUCCCACCCGUACUCGAGCUUAUGGCGUUGCACUUGGUGCGGCAACGCAGUGGCUCUUCAAUUUUGUCAUUUCCAAGAUUACGCCCGCUGCAAUCCACAACCUUGGCUGGAAAACCUUCAUCAUGUACGGUGUCUUUUGCUUGGGUAAUGCUGCAUUUGCCUUCGUAUUCAUCAGGGAAACGAAGGGUCGUACCUUGGAAGAAAUAAACGGAAUAUUUGGUGCAGUCGACCAGGUUCGGCGCCCUGACGACUUCGAGUGUAUCGGCGUCGAGGACAAAGAAGGCACCGAGAUGAACGAGUACAAAUCCUUUGCAAAUGUCCGAGCAAAAGGUGACUAG